GAGAGCACAAUAAUAUGUCAUGAGAGAUUCCAGGAACGUAAAAGGAGAAAAUAACAUUUUGGUGAUGCCUUGUCUUUUAUUUCCCUUGAUUCACCAGCGCAGAUUAAAUGUUCAUGACAGUGGUGAGAAAUGCCUGCAUACACUCCUGUGGUAUUGUUGUCCCCCUGAGAAGCAGUAACUUGCUUUGACCACUGCAGGGCAGAGGAGAGUAAUCUCUCCUCUGAAGACUUGAACUUCAGACUCAUGCAAAGGAAAACUUGAGGGAAACCCCAAGUGAAAGACACACUUAAGAAGAUGUAUUACUUCUCCAAUGUCACCAGAAUUAUUAUUUUGGCAUUUUUACACAUCACCCACAAUUGAUAAAACAUGUACUGCGGCCUGAACUUAAUCUGAAUGUACAGUACAAAUACUUUCUUUUCAAAACAAAAGAUUUAGUCAAGGUUAGAAAACGACCGAACCACCUUAUCAAAGCAGCCGCACAUUUUCCACUGAAUCCAUCCAUCCUACAGAGGUCAUAUGUAUGAAGGGUUAAAUCUGUUGUGUAAUUCCAUUUGGCUUUGGCAGAGCUCAAAGCGCCAGCAGAAGCCCUGCCUCAGCAGUUCGGGCUGCCCAAUAAAGCAGCAGGCUUCAUACCACUGGGACAGUCUGACAACCACAGCCAGAGACAGGCCCAUGCCACUCUGUCCAGCAACCAGACAGGGAGAGGUCCCAGCACACACACACACGCACACACACACACACACACACACACAUAGACAUAAGUGCAUGAACACAUGUAUGCAAGCAGAAAAACAGCUUACAUAUAUGAAAACCAACAUUUCCUCAUUGUAAACAUUAUUGGGAGAUGCAAGAUGAGUAUCACCAGUUGAUUGUGAGAGUUACUGGGGUAAUGGAAAUGCAUUUUCAGCACUUUGUUGUGUAUGCCCCUCAAAAUGACACAUAAUGACAAGCGCAUGCACACACACAUACAAACAUACACACACACACAAGCCACAAGACUUGACCGUCGCUUUAGGAGCCCUGGGGUUUUGGGCCAGGGUCCAAGACUCCUCACAGAAACACAGGAAAUGACAUUUCCUACAUUCUGCAGGACACACAGAAAGAGGGAAAGAAAGGGAGAGACGGACUGAGAGAGAGAGAGAGAGAGAGAGAGAGAGAGAGAGAGAGAGCACUGGGAGAGUGAGUGGGAGUUUCUAAGUGGGAACAGAACAUUUACUGUUUCAUAUUACACAAAAAGCAGAGAAAGAGGAGAAGAGUUAAUGGUGGGUAAGGGGUACUGGUGGGUCGUGCGGUCCGGCUCUGUUUUGAAUGUAGCCGCUAGUUGAGGUGCUGUGCAGUUGUCUGGGUUUAUGGAUUCGCUGACUGUGGAAAAUGUACUUCUCUAUAGUGGUCCUUGUCCUGACUAAGGCUCUGGUCACAGAUGUAUGUCACGCUCUCAAUGUGACACUGACCCCUGGACCUGUUGUCAUGGUAACAGAGAAAGACAACGUGACCCUGUCCUGCCUGGUAUCUCAGAGGAAGAGGAGCAGCAGCGUUCUCAUCCUGCGCUGGUUCUUCUCACCUCUUGCUGCUCCGACUCUCCUCCCUCCUCCGUCCUCUCCAUCCUCCUCCUCCCCCCCAGCCCUGGACCCCUCUCAAUUUCUGAUCGUGAAGAUGGGCAUAAAGAAAAUGAAGCUGUACGGUAACUACACCCGUGGUUUCCCCCAGCCAAAGUUUCGCCUGUACGAGGAGGCGGAGGGGGAGCUGUAUCGGUUGCGGAUUUUCAGCGUGGCAGGGGGGGAUCAGGGGUUCUACACCUGCAAGGUUCAGGAGAUCCGCAAAUUCAGAAACACGUGGAGAUCAUCGUCCAAUGGCACCAGCACCACACAGCUCACAGUGCACUUCACCCUCGAGGCCGGCAGCAGUGAAGGACUGUGGCGUUUAUUUGCGGAUGUGUAUCUGUGCGCUGUGCUGAUCUGCUCACUGGGCCUGUUGUCCAUCUUCCUGUUCACUCUGGUUCUCACGUGCCAGUACUUUCACAGACGACACCGGCUCAAAGCCAGUUAUCUGCUGGUCAAGUGUCCAGAAAGCAGCUCAGGAGAGACUGUAACCAGCUCCAGCAGUUCCUCCAGUUACUCCCCAAGAGCGCAGAGGAAAGACACCAGACGGAAACCGGACAGAAGAGUCACAGUGACGCCACCUAAACUACCUGUAGAGCCUCCACCGCACAUACCAGCCAAAGUGCCUGUUGCUGCGAAGAGACCUCAAAAGCCCAGAAGGUUAAAGACUCAGCCGAGGAGAUCUGCCGCUCCUCGAGUAACACAGGAGGACAGUCUGACAUAUGCAGAACUGGAGCUGGUUAGACCGAGGCCGGAGCCCCAGGCCUCCUCCGCCACACCGGACCCCGACCCCUCAAGCCCGGACACUGUGUACGCUCAGAUCCUCUUCCAGGAGAAGCAGCUGUAAACACAGCCGCUCGGUACCUCCUCCGGUGAAGGCAGAGAUUCGGCUCUGACUGAGUGGCAUCAAAAAGGACUAUAGCCUAUUUAUGAACUAUCAAUAUGGCAAUUAGCUUUUGUUUUUUGGCUGCAAGUUCGCUACAGCUGCUGGUAAAUGAGGCUUUUGUGUUUCCUCCCGGCAGUUUUUUUCCAGCACAGCAGUUUUUUGGGGUCUUAUAAUUCAGUUGUUUUGUUUGUUGGCAUCGUUGGCCUGUGAGCCAGAUGUUUAUAAGAAUGUUGUUACUGGUAACUAUUCUGUAUAAACUCAGGAGACUGUGUGGAGGUGUGUGGUGUCCAUGCUCCAACUGCAGCGUCAUGUUGCCACAGCCACAGCUUUUUAAAUGCAUUAUAGCUCUAAUGAACAAAAAUGAAUAAACGUAUGCCUGGGUCUGACAUUCAAA
Hippoglossus stenolepis (Pacific halibut) is the source of this 2878-nucleotide messenger RNA. RefSeq names its product V-set and transmembrane domain containing 4a (gene vstm4a). The transcript is spliced from 8 exons. Lineage: Eukaryota; Metazoa; Chordata; Actinopteri; Pleuronectiformes; Pleuronectidae. Bases 1372 to 2445 code for a protein of 357 amino acids. The record is from RefSeq and is a predicted model, not a curated record.